Molecule: messenger RNA, 246 nt
Organism: Phycomyces blakesleeanus NRRL 1555(-)
Lineage: Eukaryota; Fungi; Mucoromycota; Mucoromycetes; Mucorales; Phycomycetaceae
Product: C2H2-type zinc finger transcription factor
Exons: 2
Biological process (GO): sexual reproduction
Cellular component (GO): Ste12p-Dig1p-Dig2p complex; Tec1p-Ste12p-Dig1p complex; nucleus
Molecular function (GO): DNA-binding transcription factor activity
Source: RefSeq, a predicted model, not a curated record
AAUGCCUCUAACGCUAAUAAUAAUAAUAAUCCUAAUCCUAAGGUACCUCGCCGUACUUCUAUCCCACUCAACCUAAAGUCCCAUGUAUGCCCAGUACCCCAGUGUCAGCGACAGUUCAAGCGACUAGAGCAUCUCAAACGACACAUGCGGAUCCACACUCACGAACGCCCAUUUGCGUGUUCAUUAUGCACUAAAGCCUUUUCCCGUUCAGACAAUCUUUCUCAACACAUGAAAACCCAUCAACGC